AUGAUUAACGUCAGCAUGAAUCCAAUCACAUUUCUGAACGAGAUACACAAAAGGGGGGAUCCAAGGACGAGAGACUACCCCCUGGUCGUCAACCCCUUUUUCGUCUUCCCCCUGAUUCUAGGCUACCUGUACUUCGUGAAGGUGGCCGGUCCACGAUGGAUGAAGAACAGGGAACCCUUCGAGAUCACAAACAUCGUCCGCUUUUACAACCUCUGCAUGGUCGCUGUCAACGCCAGGUUUCUCUACAUCGUUCUGAAAAAUACUUAUCUUCCCGGAGGUCGGUACAGCCUCUGGUGUCAGGGAAUAACCGGGUACAUGGACGAAGAGCUCACCGAAUACUACAAGGGCGGUUGGUUCUUCGUCGCGGUUCGGUACGUCGACCUCUUGGACACCGUUUUCUGCGUCCUCCGCAAAAAGUUCAGACAAAUCACGCACUUGCACGUCAUUCAUCACGUCAUCGUAGCGACAAACGUCUGGUUCUGGACCCUGUUCGCUCCAGAAGGACAGGUCGCUCUUGGACUGGCCAUCAACGUGUUUGUGCAUGUCAUCAUGUACUCUUACUACUUUCUCGCUACCCUCGGACCCGGAGUGCAAAAGUACCUCUGGUGGAAGAAGUAUCUCACCACGUUGCAGAUCAUUCAGUUUGGGGUGUCGAUACUUCACCUUUCCAUUCCUUUAUUCGUUGACUGCGGCUUUCCCAAGUAUCUGAUCGUACUCGGCAACUUACAGACAUUCCUGAUAUUGUGUCUCUUUGUUAACUUUUUUGUGCACACGUACAAGAGAGAGGGUCCCUCUAUUAAAAGCGAAAAGAGUAGCGCCGUGGGAGACCUCCACCAGAACGUUGGGAACGUAAAGCCUGAUUAG
Messenger RNA from Ixodes scapularis (black-legged tick), 864 nucleotides. RefSeq names its product elongation of very long chain fatty acids protein AAEL008004. Gene Ontology annotation, molecular function: fatty acid elongase activity. The transcript has a single exon. Bases 1 to 864 code for a protein of 287 amino acids. Gene Ontology annotation, biological process: sphingolipid biosynthetic process; fatty acid elongation, polyunsaturated fatty acid; fatty acid elongation, saturated fatty acid. The record is from RefSeq and is a predicted model, not a curated record. NCBI's taxonomy places the organism in Eukaryota, Metazoa, Arthropoda, Arachnida, Ixodida, Ixodidae. Gene Ontology annotation, cellular component: endoplasmic reticulum membrane.